Messenger RNA from Centropristis striata (black sea bass), 2457 nucleotides. RefSeq names its product CWF19 like cell cycle control factor 1 (gene cwf19l1). Gene Ontology annotation, biological process: mRNA splicing, via spliceosome. The transcript has 14 exons. Lineage: Eukaryota; Metazoa; Chordata; Actinopteri; Perciformes; Serranidae. Gene Ontology annotation, molecular function: RNA lariat debranching enzyme activator activity. Bases 295 to 1974 code for a protein of 559 amino acids. Gene Ontology annotation, cellular component: post-mRNA release spliceosomal complex. The record is from RefSeq and is a predicted model, not a curated record.
CUCUAAAAUGUGUCCGGGUAACAACCUUACCACAGACUGUACAUAUUUAUUUUGCCUAAAUGGUUAAAGUAGAUAGAACAUUCUACAUUGGUACCAAAUAAAUGCUAUUGUAUAAAAUAUUCAUCACGCAAAUACAUUUUAUAAGUAAACAAAGCGUGAUUAUUAUUUUUAGACGUUAAUGGUUCCGCUGUUAUUUUCGUCGGACGACUUUUGGUGACGGACCAAACGUUCAACCUGCAAAACUCAAAAUCGCACAUUUCUUUUUGCUAUUUACUGCUAAUAUUUAGCCAAGAGAUGUCGGAACAACCAGUGAGAGUGUUGGCAUGUGGAGAUGUUGAAGGCAGGCUGAGCGCUUUGUUCAAUCGAGUCCAGACGAUCCAGAAGAAGACGGGACAGUUUGAUCUGCUGUUGUGUGUUGGAGAGUUUUUUGGAACGACGCCGGAGGCCGAGGCCGAGUGGCAGCAGUACAAGAGUGGAGCCAAGAAAGCUCCGAUCCACACCUACGUCCUGGGCUCAGCCAGUCAGGAGACGCUGAAGAGUUUCCCCGGCGCCGACGGCUGCGAGCUGGCCGACAACAUCACGUAUCUGGGUCGGCGCGGCGUGUUCACCGGCGUGUCGGGGCUCCAGAUCGCCUACGUCAGCGGGCGGGAGGCGCUGCAGGAACCGGCCCCGGGUCACUGCUUCACCUCCAAAGACCUGUCGGCCCUGGUGGCUCCGCUGACCAGCAGCUCCAAGUUCAGAGGAGUCGACAUCCUGCUGACGUCCCAGUGGCCCCGAGGAGUCUGGCACUACGGGAACAACCCGGAAGUGAACACAAAGUUCUGCGGCAGCGGCGCCGUCGCCAACCUCGCCGACAAACUGAAGCCACGAUACCACUUCGCUGCACUAGAGGGCGCUCACUAUGAACGACUCCCGUACAGGAAUCAUGCUGUUCUGCAGCAAAACGCUCAACACGUCAGCCGAUUCAUCGCCCUGGCAACCGUCGGCAACCCCGCCAAGAAGAAGUAUUUAUACGCCUUCAACAUCGUCCCCAUGAAGACGAUGGACCCCACAGAGCUGGUGAAGCAGCCGCAGGACGUCACAGAGAACCCGUACAGGUUCUCCUCCAAAGACAAGACGGAGAAACUGAAGAAGAGCUUCGGGGCUGCAGAGGAAGAGGAGGAGCCGGCCAGUCAGUUCUUCUUUGACCUGAGUAAGCAGCAGGGUGGAGGUUUCCGGGGCCGCGGCAGGAAGAGACCUUCAGACGGAGACGGACGAGGACGAGAUCAGCAGCACGACGGAGGAGAGAGACAACAUCAACACAAACAGCCCCGCAGGCACCCUCAGCCCACUGGUCCCUGCUGGUUCUGUCUGGCCAGUCCUCAGGUGGAGAAACACCUCGUCAUCAGCAUAGGAUCACAUUGUUACCUGGCUCUGGCUAAAGGCAGCCUGACCCCCCAACACAUGCUGAUCCUCCCCAUUGGACACUACCAGUCAGUGGUGGAGCUGAGCUCCGAGGUGGUGGAGGAGAUGGAGAAGUACAAGAAGGCGCUGACGAGUUUCUACAAGAGCAAAGGAGCGCGCUGCGUUCUGUUUGAGAGGAACUACAGGAGCCAACACCUGCAGCUGCAGGUGGUCCCGGUGCCAUUGGACCGCUGCACCACAGAGGACAUUAAAGAGGCGUUCAUGGUCCAGGCUCAGGAGCAACAGAUGGAGCUGAUGGAGAUCCCUCAACACACCGACCUCAAACAGAUUGCUCCUCCAGGGACGCCGUACUUCUACGUGGAGUUGGACACGGGGGAGAAACUCUACUACCGCAUCCAGAAACACUUUCCUCUGCAGUUUGGAAGGGAGGUUCUGGCCAGCGAGGCGUUGCUGAACAUCCCGACUCGUGCUGACUGGAGGGAGUGUAAACAGAGCAGAGAGGAGGAGGAGGAGAGCUGCAAACAGCUGAGAGACGACUUCCAGCCGUACGACUUCGCCUGGGAAGACUAACACACACACACACACACACACUUUCUACAAUAUCUCAUCCUUUAAGCUGUUAAAGGAAUAGUUAUUUACUUUCUGGUGGUGUCGAUCUUUGCAUCUAACUCUGAAAACUGAAUCGAACUGUUCCUUUAAAUCAGCUUUUGGUGUUUUUAAAAGAUUUUUUUUCCCUUUUUUAAUAAUAUUUCACCAUUUUUGCUGGUGAAAGUGACGAGAUCCUGUGUUUGUGGUUCGUGAAGACUUUUGUCUUUUAAGUUUUUCUGAUACGUAAAAGUACAAAAAAGAUCCACUCUUUCAACUCUUUCACAAUAAAAGCUCAAAUCCAUACAGACUGAGGCUCUAAAAAAUGUUUAUAAACACAACACUGUCGCUCAGAGAUCUUUUCUAUCAUUUCUAUGGAGACUCUUUUGUUUUAAACUCUGGGGGAAAUUGUUUUUUAAUGUUUUUCUUGUAUUUUGUAAAUGAACUACAUUAAACUCUUAUUUUGGG